Messenger RNA from Salvelinus namaycush (lake trout), 5474 nucleotides. Its product is annotated as protein phosphatase 1 regulatory subunit 12A-like. Bases 1 to 678 code for a protein of 225 amino acids. The transcript has 7 exons. The record is from RefSeq and is a predicted model, not a curated record. Gene Ontology annotation, molecular function: protein kinase binding; phosphatase regulator activity; enzyme inhibitor activity. NCBI's taxonomy places the organism in Eukaryota, Metazoa, Chordata, Actinopteri, Salmoniformes, Salmonidae. Gene Ontology annotation, cellular component: A band; Z disc; cytoplasm.
AUGGUGGAUAACGUAUUUCCUAAAGAUGAUAACUGUCUUCAGGAGGUAAGCUGGAGGUCCCGCAUCGCCAGCCUGCAGAAGUCUGACCUGUUGGGGCUGACUCAACCGGCUGGUACCCCUCGUCCUCAGACCUCCGGCCAGGAGAGGAGUGCAGAAGGGGAGAGUGAGAGUGACCGUAUCGCCAGGGAGAGACGGAGAGCCCGGGCCAGGAGGAGAGCUCAGAGGGCUGGAGAUAGUGAUGACAACGAGCCCGGUGUAGAGGAGGGGUUGGGAGGCAGUGAGCAGGAUCCACAGACAGACAGGCACUCCAGCACCAGGUCCGACGUGUCAUGUAACGACUGUAUCGACAGAGGAGGCGGCUCUGAAACUAAGGAUUACAAGAAGCUGUUUGAGGUGGUGUCCAGGGAGAAUGGUCAGCUCCAGUCCCAGCUGCAGGACACCCAGAGGACCAUCUCUCAGACCAGACUGGACCUGGACAAGGCCACCCAGAGACAGGAGCGGUUCAGUGAUUGUUCAACCAUGCUAGAGCUAGAGAAGAAGGAGCGACGGAUGUUGGAGCGGCGUGUGGCUGAGCUGGAGGAGGAGUUGAAGGUGCUCGGUGACCUGAGAGCUGACAACCAGCGACUGAAAGACGAGAACGGAGCGUUGAUCAGAGUCAUCAGUAAGCUCUCCAAAUAGACGGAGAGAACGAGAGCGAGAGACAACAGGGAAGCCCACUCCCUCCCUCCGUCCAUCCACCCCUCCCACCUCACAUUCCUACCAGUGCCAAAGAAUGAAAGAGAGAGAGAGAGAGAAGAGAAGAGGGGGGGGGGACAAGAAACAGAAAAGAGAAGACGUAUGAGAAUGUGGUACUCUAAACAACACCAUAUCUUGACUUGAUUGUGACGCCUCUUCUUCCUUAGUCCUGACCAAUCGCUGUGGCUUGUUGUGUGUGUGUGUCUUAUGCCCACUUUGAAGACAGGACCGUAUCCAUGGCAGGUAGCCAUGACAACUGUGGUCAUGACAACGGCUCGCAUAGUAGCAAAGAGACGUGACAACAGCCAAAUGCCCAUGGGAUUGUGAUGUAAAAAAAAACAGGAUAUAGACAAUGUUCACAAGGGGGAACACUAAUAUGAGAAUACACAAUCCUUCUUCUGGUGCCAUCCACACACAAUCCUGCCUUCCACACACAUUGCACCGGUCCAAGGCAUCUUGGUCCCUUAGCUCUCCCACUUAGUAAUUUAUUUUGUUUUGUGACCACCACAUUCACACACCACCUUUUCCACCAACCCACUCUGCUAUUGUACUAACUACGGAUCUCAGUCCCUCCCACUCAAAACUCUCCUACCCCACAAAUACACUCCUUAUAGAGGCUUUCACAUCGACUCCGUGCCAGACCCUGGAUCCAAACCAUAGACAUCCAUACAGCUUUCUUUGUGUGACAUCCUAAACUGUAAACAGAAACCAUGACCUUUCUUAACAGUUGGAGGGGCCUGUUUUCCCGGACACAGAUAAAGCCUAGUCCAAACCUAAUGGAGAUUCUUCUCUCCAUUCAGCAAGGUUUUUAGUUCAGCAUCUAGUCUGUAAAGAAUGAGGGUGGUGUUGCACAUCCGCUGCUGUGUCCGGAAAAAACAACCCUUUGUGUUUUAUGGGCUGAAAUAUUUUCACUUUUAAACUGGUAACAGUAACAUUUCCACGUUAUUUUCAUUUCACUUUUCUGUAUUCAGUCACUUUCAGACUUCAAUCUCUAAAAGACCAACUGGGGGGAAAUCCAAUAGCCUCUUAAUCUGGUAGUGUCAUUGCACUCCAAUAGCCUCUUAAUCUGGUAGUGUCAUUGUACUCCAUGAGCCUCUUAAUCUGGUAGUGUCAUUGUACUCCAUGAGCCUCUUAAUCUGGUAGUGUCAUUGUACUCCAUGAGCCUCUUAAUCUGGUAGUGUCAUUGUACUCCAUGAGCCUCUUAAUCUGGUAGUGUCAUUGCACUCCAAUAGCCUCUUAAUCUGGUAGUGUCAUUGUACUCCAUGAGCCUCUUAAUCUGGUAGUGUCAUUGUACUCCAAUAGCCUCUUAAUCUGGUAGUGUCAUUGCACUCCAUGUCCCUCUUAAUCUGGUAGUGUCAUUGCACUCCAUGUCCCUCUUAAUCUGGUAGUGUCAUUGCACUCCAUGAGCCUCUUAAUCUGGUAGUGUCAUUCCACAUGCGUGUUCUGAACCCACCAGAGAUCCACUCUUCCCCUCACACACAUGCGUGUUCUGAACCCACCAGAGAUCCACUCUUCCCCUCACACACAUGCGUGUUCUGAACCCACCAGAGAUCCACUCUUCCCCUCACACACAUGCGUGUUCUGAACCCACCAGAGAUCCACUCUUCCCCUCAAACACUAUAGUGUUCUGAACCCACCAGAGAUCCACUCUUCCCCUCAAACACUAUAGUGUUCUGAACCCACCAGAGAUCCACUCUUCCCCUCACACACUAUAGUGUUCUGAACCCACCAGAGAUCCACUCUUCCCCUCACACACUAUAGUGUUCUGAACCCACCAGAGAUCCACUCUUCCCCUCACACACUAUAGUGUUCUGAACCCACCAGAGAUCCACUCUUCCCCUCACACACUAUAGUGUUCUGAACCCACCAGAGAUCCACUCUUCCCCUCACUAGUGUUUUUGUUUAGUGGCCCACAGAGUCUGCGUCCCAAAUGAAACCCUCAUCUAAGUAGUGCACUACAUCAGGGCCCUGGUUAAAAGUAGUGCACUAGAUAGGGAAUAGGGUGCUAUAGGCCCUAGUUAAAAUUAGUGCACUACAUAGGGAAUAGGGUGCCAUUUGGGACCCACAGACCCACUCCAUGCUCCUUUAAAUGACCACAGACAGAGCAGUCUGUUGACCACAGCACUUUACUCACCACCAGCCAGGCCAAGCUAAGCGAUCACAGAUCUGCGCCAGGCCAAGCUAAGCGAUCACAGAUCUGCGCCAGGCCAAGCUAAGCGAUCACAGGUCAGCGCCAGGCCAAGCUAAGCCCCGUCCUGAUUCAUACUAUACAAAACAGCUCCCCUCAUCCACAAAUCUGCAAUCCCAAUAAUCUGUCCUUUCUCCUGAAGUGUGCACUCGUGCACUCCUUCACAAAUGUAAAAGCAUUGGAUAGGUGGAGGUAUGGACUAGACUAGAGGACAGGUGGAGGUAUGGACUAGACUAGAGGACAGGUGGAGGUAUGGACUAGACUAGAGGACAGGUGGAGGUAUUAACUAGACUAGAGGAUAGGUGGAGGUAUUGACUAGACUAGAGGAUAGGUGGAGGUAUUGACUAGACUAGAGGAUAGGUGGAGGUAUUGACUAGACUAGAGGAUAGGUGGAGGUAUUGACUAGACUAGAGGAUAGGUGGAGGUAUUAACUAGACUAGAGGAUAGGUGGAGGUAUUGACUAGACGACAGGUGGAGGUAUGGACUAGACGAUAGGUGGAGGUAUGGACUAGAGGAUAGGUGGAGGUAUGGACUAGACUAGAGGAUAGGUGGAGGUAUUGACUAGACUAGAGGAUAGGUGGAGGUAUGGACUAGACUAGAGGAUAGGUGGAAGACUAGACUAGAGGAUAGGUGGAGGUAUUGACUAGACUAGAGGAUAGGUGGAGGUAUUGACUAGACUAGAGGAUAGGUGGAGGUAUAGACUAGACUAGAGGAUAGGUGGAGGUAUGGACUAGACUAGAGGAUAGGUGGAGGUAUGGACUAGACUAGAGGAUAGGUGGAGGUAUGGACUAGACUAGAGGAUAGGUGGAGGUAUUGACUAGACUAGAGGAUAGGUGGAGGUAUUGACUAGACUAGAGGAUAGGUGGAGGUAUUGACUAGACUAGAGGAUAGGUGGAGGUAUUGACUAGACUAGAGGAUAGGUGGAGGUAUUGACUAGACUAGAGGAUAGGUGGAGGUAUUGACUAGACUAGAGGAUAGGUGGAGGUAUGGACUAGACUAGAGGACAGGUGGAGGUAUGGACUAGACUAGAGGAUAGGUGGAAGACUAGACUAGAGGAUAGGUGGAGGUAUUGACUAGACUAGAGGAUAGGUGGAGGUAUGGACUAGACUAGAGGACAGGUGGAGGUAUUGACUAGACUAGAGGAUAGGUGGAGGUAUGGACUAGACUAGAGGAUAGGUGGAGGACUAGACUAGACUAGAGGAUAGGUGGAAGACUAGACUAGAGGAUAGGUGGAGGUAUUGACUAGAGGAUAGGUGGAGGUAUGGACUAGACUAGAGGACAGGUGGAGGUAUGGACUAGACUAGAGGACAGGUGGAGGUAUGGACUAGACUAGAGGACAGGUGGAGGUAUGGACUAGACUAGAGGAUACAUGGAGGUAUUGACUAGACUAGAGGAUAGGUGGAGGUAUUAACUAGACUAGAGGAUAGGUGGAGGUAUUGACUAGACGACAGGUGGAGGUAUGGACUAGACGAUAGGUGGAGGUAUGGACUAGAGGAUAGGUGGAGGUAUGGACUAGACUAGAGGAUAGGUGGAGGUAUGGACUAGACUAGAGGAUAGGUGGAGGUAUUGACUAGACUAGAGGAUAGGUGGAGGUAUUGACUAGACUAGAGGAUAGGUGGAGGUAUUGACUAGACUAGAGCAUAGGUGGAGGUAUUGACUAGACUAGAGGAUAGGUGGAGGUAUUGACUAGACUAGAGGAUAGGUGGAGGUAUUAACUAGACUAGAGGAUAGGUGGAGGUAUUGACUAGACUAGAGGAUAGGUGGAGGUAUUGACUAGACUAGAGGAUAGGUGGAGGUAUGGACUAGACUAGAGGAUAGGUGGAGGUAUUGACUAGACUAGAGGAUAGGUGGAGGUAUUGACUAGACUAGAGGAUAGGUGGAGGUAUGGACUAGACUAGAGGAUAGGUGGAGGUAUUGACUAGACUAGAGCAUAGGUGGAGGUAUGGACUAGACUAGAGGAUAGGUGGAGGUAUGGACUAGACUAGAGGAUAGGUGGAGGUAUUGACUAGAGGAUGGGUGGAGGACUAGACUAGAGGGAGUUUCACCAUGAAUUUGCUUUGAUACCCAAGAAAGCAAGUGAACAAGUGCACACUUUGGUAGAAAGGACAGAUUAUUGGGCCCAGUGCUAAACUCCCUCCUUAGGUUUCUAUUGGGAAGUAGGGAGGGGAACGGAACGGAUAGCGGGAGGAGAGGUGUAUCACCGCAGAGCUGAGGGUCAAAGGUCAUUGCACAAUAUUAUAGACUUGCUGUUCUGUAAAAGCCUAAUAUGCAAUGCAUUGUUUAUUAUUAUUAUUACCAUAAUAAAAUAUGAUAAAAUAUAUUAUUUUCGUAUUUUUCCAUUUGUCUGAUGUCAAUCUCUCCCGCUUUGCCAGGGAGCCACAUUGUUGGAUUAUGUAUAUUAUAUUAUACAUGUGUAAUAAAUAAGUAAUAUUAGGCUUGAAUUAAUAAUAAUCAUGUUGAGAGAAAUGAAUCCCAUGUAGUCUUCAUCACCAUGUUGGUCUAAUAAUAUUACAUGGAUGACAGCACCUAAUAAAGCAUGUGUUUGUAAACC